Messenger RNA from Helianthus annuus (common sunflower), 2724 nucleotides. RefSeq names its product protein transport protein SEC23. Gene Ontology annotation, cellular component: endoplasmic reticulum exit site; COPII vesicle coat. The transcript has 12 exons. NCBI's taxonomy places the organism in Eukaryota, Viridiplantae, Streptophyta, Magnoliopsida, Asterales, Asteraceae. Gene Ontology annotation, molecular function: GTPase activator activity; zinc ion binding. The record is from RefSeq and is a predicted model, not a curated record. Bases 189 to 2492 code for a protein of 767 amino acids. Gene Ontology annotation, biological process: COPII-coated vesicle cargo loading; intracellular protein transport; endoplasmic reticulum to Golgi vesicle-mediated transport.
UUCUACAAUUGUCGCAAAACUAUUUUACACCUACAUGAUUGUCAAUCAAGAUUCAAGAGGGGCAAAGUGUCAUUCACCCAAAGCUUCUUCCUUUUGGUCUGGUCUCUCUUCUUCAUCAUACCUGCAAUCACAACCCUCUGCUUCACUAAAUCCCAAACUUUCUUGAUCACGAAUCACCCAAUUCAACCAUGACGGAAUUCUUGGAUUUGGAAACCCAAGACGCCGUCCGGAUGCCAUGGAACGUCAUCCCGGGAACCAAACAAGAAGCCGCCCAAUGCGUCAUCCCCAUCUCCGCCAUCUACACUCCGAUCAAACCCUUGCCGGAAUCCACCCCUCUCCUCCCAUACUCCCCCUUACGCUGCCGCAAUUGCCGAUCGGUCCUCAACCCUUUCUCCAUCGUCGAUUUCUCCACCAAAAUCUGGAUCUGCUCCUUCUGCCUCCACCGCAACCACUUCCCCCAACACUACCACUCCAUCUCCGACGACAACCUUCCGGCAGAACUCUUCCCACACUACACAACCAUCGAGUACGAGCCAAGAAACGAAAUACCCACUUCCCAAAUUACCCCCCGCGUGUUUUUCUUUGUGGUGGAUACUUGUAUGAUUGAGGAGGAAAUUGGGUUUUUGAGAUCUGGGCUUUCGAGGGUAAUUGGGGAAAUUGGUGGGGAGUGUUUUGUGGGGUUGAUUACUUUUGGGAGGUAUGUUUGUGUGCAUGAGUUGGGGUUUUUUGGGAGGAUGAAUAAGGUUUAUGUGUUUAAUGGUGGCAAGGAUAUUAGUAAAGAUCAGGUUUUGGAACAGAUGGGUUUCUUUUUGAAGAAGCCGAGACCCGCUACCGGCGUUGUUGCCGGUGUUAGAGAUGGGCUUUCGCAGGAGAGUAUUAAUCGGUUCUUGCUGCCCGCUGCUGAUUGUGAAUUCGCCCUCAAUUCGGUAUUGGACGAGCUUCAAAAAGAUCCAUGGCCUGUUCCUGCAGAUCAAAGGGCGCCAAGAGCAACCGGCACUGCGUUAACCAUAGCCGCUCAUCUCUUAGGAGUAUGUGUUCCCGGUUCCGGGGCUAGAAUUAUGGCGUUUUUGGGCGGGCCAGCAACCGAAGGGCCAGGUUCCAUCGUAUCAAAAUCGUUAUCCGAACCUAUUCGUUCGCAUAAGGAUUUAGAUAAAGACGCUGCCCCUUUUUUUCACAAAGCAGUGAAGUUAUAUGAAGGGCUUGCAAAGCAGCUUGUACAUCAAGGACACGUACUUGAUGUGUUUGCAUGUGCUCUUGAUCAGGUUGGGGUAGCUGAACUUAAAGUUGCGGUCGAAAAAACCGGAGGACUUGUUGUGUUAGCAGAAAGCUUUGGUCAUUCGGUGUUUAAAGAUUCUCUACUGCGUAUUUUCCAAUCCGGUGAAAAUGAUUUGGGAUUAUCAUCAAAUGGUAUAUUUGAGGUAAACUUCUCGAAGGAUAUAAAAAUUCAGGGCGUUCUUGGUCCAUGCGCUUCACUUGAAAAGAAAGGUCCGUUAUGCUCUGACACUACUAUUGGUCAAGGGGGUACUACUGCAUGGAAGAUGUGUGGGCUUGAUAAAUCGACUUCGUUAUGCUUAAUAUUUGAUAUUGUGAAGAAGGAAACCCCAGACGUUAUUGGUCAAGCCAACGAUCAGUUUUAUUUCCAGUUUUUGACUUAUUAUCAACAUAGCAAUGGACAAAUGCGGCUUCGAGCGACUACCCUCUCUAGAAGAUGGGUCACAGGACCCGGAAAUGUACAGGAUUUGAUUGCUGGGUUUGACCAAGAAGCAGCUGCCGUAGUCAUGGGACGCCUAGUUUCUUUUAAAAUGGAGACCGAGGCUGAAUUUGAUCCCAUAAGGUGGCUGGAUAAAACACUGAUACAUCUAUGUUCUCGGUUUGGUGACUAUCAAAAAGACAGCCCGUCUUCUUUCGUCUUAUCUCCACGCUUAUCGAUUAUUCCGCAAUUUGUAUUUAAUUUGAGGCGCUCUCAAUUCGUACAGGUUUUCAAUAACAGCCCAGAUGAAACAGCAUAUUUUAGGAUGGUGAUGAACAGAGAAAACGUUGCAAAUUCAGUAGUGAUGAUUCAGCCGUCUUUAAUUUCUUACGCUUUUAAUUCUGGGGCGGAACCUGCUCUUUUAGAUGUGGCGUCGAUUGCUGCUGACCGGAUCCUUUUAUUGGAUUCGUAUUUCACUGUUGUCGUUUUUCACGGGUCCACUAUUGCUCAGUGGCGUAAAGCUGGCUACCAAAACGAGCCUGAACAUAAGGUUUUUGCACAGUUGUUGCAAGCUCCUCUUGAUGAUGCUGAGGCUAUAGUAAAGGAACGCUUCCCCGUACCUCGUUUAGUUAUUUGUGAUCAACAUGGAUCCCAGGCUCGUUUUCUAUUGGCAAAACUGAAUCCUUCUGCUACAUAUAAUUCAGAUGCUCCACCUAUGCCCGGUGGGGAUGUUCUGUUUACGGAUGAUGUCAGCUUUGAGAUCUUUUUAGACCAUCUUCAGCGAUUAGCAGUUCAACAAUAAACGAUUGUCCUCGUAAUUCUAGAGCAGUAUACACAUAGUUUUUUCGGGUUUUGUAAGAUUGUUCAUCCAGCUGGAUUGUACAGUAUUGCAUGCCAUCUCUAUUGCGGUAUUCUAGAUUUUUAUGCACUCUUUCUUUGAUGAAAUCUCUUGUUUAUUUUUUCUGAGUUUUUACAAACAUGUUAUAUUAAAUAUAUGCAUGCAUUUUACACUUGUUUUAAUGAAGUUCACACAA